CUGAUUCACUUCCUACAAGCUGCAUCUUCUCCUUUUCUCUUUUCUCCAGCCGUUCUAGGCGUCAUUCUUUAGGAGCUCAUCAAUUAUCUGUAUCUUUUUACUUUUUAACCUUUUUUUUGUAGGAUGCCCUGAAAUCCUUCCUCUGAUUCCUUCCGCUUGUCCUUGGUUGUGGUGGGAUUAUUUCCAACUAUGGGGACAACCACCGUCAGCCCAUCACGGCGCAAACAGAUCCUUAAAGUCCUCUUUAUAUCCCUCCUCCUUGACUUGGUCUCCUUCACUUUCAUCCUCCCCCUCUUCCCCUCCCUCCUAACCUUCUACUUGAACCGCGACCCUUCACCAACCUCCCUUCUCCACCGUAUCCUGCAUUACCUAAAUGCAUACAAAAAUUCCUUUGCCCGCCCCAUCGACUCGCGCUACGACAUCGUCCUCCUCGGCGGAGCCUUGGGUUCUCUCUUCUCCCUCCUCCAAGCCAUUGCGGCCCCCUUCAUCGGCCGCCUAUCUGACAACCAUGGCCGACGCACCGCCCUCCUCUGCUCUAUGGCGGGUAACAUCGCCAGUGUCGCGCUGUGGGUAGCUGCGACGGACUUCCGGACGUUUCUGGGUAGUCGGAUUAUCGGAGGUCUUAGUGAAGGGAAUGUGCAGAUUGCGAAUGCUAUUGCGACGGAUAUCAGCGACGAGGGACAGAGGGGCGCGACAAUGGCACUUGUGGGCGUGUGUUUUAGUGUUGCAUUUACGUUUGGGCCGGCGAUGGGAGCCGCGUUGGCGGGGAUUACCACCGUGACAGAAAAUCCGUUCGCAACCGCGGCGGGCUGUUCGUUACUCCUUAUUGUAGUGGAGACGGUCUAUCUAUACUUCUAUCUGCCGGAAACGCAUCCGCGAUUUGCGAAAAUUCGGAAGGAUGUGCAUUCUUCUACCUCUACUCCCGCUGUUGCGACUUCUGUUGGUGACAAAUUGGACAAGAAUAAUCUAAAAGCGGAGCAGAAACCAUCCACUACUAUCAAAGUCACGGCAACGCCAAAAAACUACACCAACCCCCCAAUCCUCCUAAACCUAACCCACUUCCUCUUCCUCCUCCCUUUCUCCGGCCUUGAAUUCUCACUCCCUUUCUUAACUACCACUCUCUACGCAUCCACGAACUCUUCGGUUUCCCCUUCUGCCCAAAAUGGUCGUCUCCUCUCCGUCAUGGGCCUCCUCGCCUCCCUCCUCCAGGGCACGUUAGUUCGCCGCCUCCCCCCGCUACUAACCGUCCGCAUUGGCGUCACUGCCUGCGCUCUCUCUUUCUUCAUCUUAUCGCGUGUCUCUACCGUAUCAGGUCUAUACGGCGCCGGGUGCCUGCUGGCAGUCACCAGUGCCACAGUGGUCACGGGCUUGAAUAGUCUGGGAAGCCUAGAGGCUAGCGAGGGUGAGCGGGGAGUGUUUUUGGGCAGGCUGAGGAGUUGGGGCCAGGCAGGGAGGGCGUCAGGCCCGGUUGUCUUUUGUACGUUGUUUUGGUGGGCAGGGAGGGAGGUAGCAUAUAUGGUUGGCGGAGUAGGGAUGUUGGGCGUUUGUGCACUUGUUUUUGGGUGUUUGAGAACACCCGUCACCUCAAAAAUAUGAGAUGAACCAGUUUGCGGGCAUAUUUUUGAUAUAUAUUUUUGGCAAGGGAAGGAAAAAGGAUAUAUACACUUCUCUCUUGGUUUGGGAUUUUGCGUUCGUUGCAUAUGAGGUGUCGAAGGUGCUUAAAGCCUGAUAAAAAUGGAGGGAGGCCCUCAUGUUCAUGUCACAUUUUGUAUUUCUUUUUGACUUUCUCGGGCUUGUGAAUUCAUUCUGUUCACCUUUGGUUUGGCUUGAAAAUACUGAAAAAGGACACAUACACUGCAUUGAUUAUACCUCACGGGUUUGUUUUAAUAGUUGACUGUUAUGGGGAUAAUGGGCAGCGGGAUAAAAUAGGCAAUAGGAAAAGGGGGGAUCCAAACAUGGUACCAAUAUAGCCUUUCCUAGUUUUAGCUUAUCUACAGCUACUUAGGCAACUGUGUCGGUUUUUUAUGAACAUGAAAUUGAUUCAUCAUGGCU
Messenger RNA from Histoplasma capsulatum G186AR, 2052 nucleotides. RefSeq lists its product as uncharacterized. Bases 190 to 1596 code for a protein of 468 amino acids. Gene Ontology annotation, biological process: transmembrane transport. NCBI's taxonomy places the organism in Eukaryota, Fungi, Ascomycota, Eurotiomycetes, Onygenales, Ajellomycetaceae. Gene Ontology annotation, molecular function: transmembrane transporter activity. Gene Ontology annotation, cellular component: brush border membrane. The record is from RefSeq and is a predicted model, not a curated record. The transcript is spliced from 2 exons.